AUUUUCACCUAACGCUUCACAAACAUCUUACAAACUUAAUUCGCGCGCCGUUAACCUGUUGUUUCCGCCUCCACCCCAUCGGCGCCGCUUCUUUUUGGCGACGGGCAUACAUACAAAUUACUGUAUCUAUUUUCUCUUCAAAGAAAUAUGGAAGCAAAACCCUCAGUUGCUCCGUCAAGCUUCAUCGACCAGCAAGUGUUUCCAGGGGAUUUGGUAUUGGACCUCUCCAAAAUGACUAAUCAAACCAUCAAGCUCGGCGGCGGCCUCUGUCAGGAUGGUGAUGUUAUAUCUGUUAUGAAAGCAGGGAAGCUAAGGUUCUCGAAACCGAACAAGUAUUGGGUCGAAAGCUCACAUAAACGGUACGUACCUAGUGUUGGGGACAAUGUACUUGGAAUAGUGGUUGAAGCAAGAGCAGACAAUUUUUUUGUGGAUAUAAAAGGUCCUGCAUUGGCAUUUCUGCCGGUUCUUGCUUUCGAAGGUGGAACCAGGAGAAACAUUCCUAAGUUUGAGACAGGAACUUUGCUGUAUGUCCGUGUUGUCAAGGCGAACACUGGCAUGAACCCUGAAUUAUCAUGCACAGAUGCCAUGGGGAAAGCAGCAGAGUAUGGCCCGCUUAAAGAUGGGUUCAUGUUUGAAUCAUCGACUGGAUUAUCACGAACGUUGCUAAGCUCUCCAACAUGUCCAGUUCUUGAAACUCUGGGGAAAAAAAUUGCGUUUGAGAUUGCAGUUGGUUUGAACGGCCGGGUUUGGGUGAAUGCUACGUCUCCUUCGAUCAUUGUUCUUGUUGCAAAUACAAUCAUGCAAACAGAGUCGUUGAGUCCAGCUCAGCAAAAAAUCAGGGUUGAAAACCUGCUGCAGAAAUUGCAAUAAACGGACACAACUUUGUGCGACGAUUUUUGUAGUAUGAGGAACAAUGUUGGCAGCAAAUUCUAACUCCUAAUGCAGGCUAGUAAGAUUGCUUCUCCGUCUAAUUCUUGCCGAUAUUGCGAACCAAAACGAAAAGUUUGCAGAGCAUCAUUUUGUGGCUUAUGAAGAACAUCCGAAGUAGAUUUUUUUUCAAAUUAAAAUUUCAAUGUUUAAUGUUGAUAUUGUCGGAGAUAGAUAAUACUAGUUCCGUAAACUUGAAGAUGAUCGAUUUUAUUGUUUAUUAUUUUAGGUGAUAUUAAAUUUUAUUUCCUUUAUGCGGAAAUUAGAUUUUCCUUGAGAAUGAAACUUGUUGGCUAA
Molecule: messenger RNA, 1224 nt
Organism: Erythranthe guttata (spotted monkey flower)
Lineage: Eukaryota; Viridiplantae; Streptophyta; Magnoliopsida; Lamiales; Phrymaceae
Biological process (GO): nuclear polyadenylation-dependent rRNA catabolic process; exonucleolytic trimming to generate mature 3'-end of 5.8S rRNA from tricistronic rRNA transcript (SSU-rRNA, 5.8S rRNA, LSU-rRNA); poly(A)-dependent snoRNA 3'-end processing
Cellular component (GO): cytoplasmic exosome (RNase complex); nuclear exosome (RNase complex)
Molecular function (GO): RNA binding
Source: RefSeq, a predicted model, not a curated record